CACAAACAUAUAAGCUCUAUCCUUAAACUUUCUGAACUCACAAAACCACACAACACACACUGAAAGAGUUGAGUGACAGAUUCAAGAAUGAAUCUUGAAAUCAGUAGGCAAAAGUUGCUGGUUUUUGCAGCUGGUUGUGGCAAUAUUCAGCUGCAAGAAUCCAUGGUGAAAAAUGUGGUUUUGAGGCUAUCUUCAACUUCGGGGACUCGAACUCCGACACGGGAGGAUUUUACGCUGCUUUCCCGGCGGAGAGGCUGCCCUUCGGCAUGACUUACUUCCACAAACCGGCCGGCCGAGCAACAGAUGGCAGGGUUAUUGUUGAUUUUUUAGCACAAGCUCUGGGGAUACCAUUCUUGAGCCCAUAUCUGCAGUCAAUUGGAUCAGAUUUCAGGCAUGGUGCCAAUUUUGCAACAUUGGCAUCGACAGUUCGUUUGCCGCAGACUUCAUUGUUUGUCACAGGAGUUAGCCCUUUUUCUCUUGCUAUUCAGCUCAAUCAAAUGAAGCAAUUUAAGGCCAAAGUUGAUCAACUUCACUCUUCAUCAGCCAAGCUUCCACCACCUACUAUUUUUGGAAAAUCUCUCUACACAUUCUACAUUGGCCAGAAUGAUUUCACUGGAAAUUUAGCAUACAUAGGCAUAAAUGGGGUUAAGCAGUAUCUGCCUCAAGUAGUGUCACAAAUUGCUGGCACUAUAAAGGAGAUUUAUGCAUUAGGUGGGAGGGAUUUCUUGGUGCUGAACCUUGCACCAAUAGGUUGCUACCCUGCAUUCUUGGUGGAGCUGCCUCACAACGCCUCGGACAUCGACUCGUUCGGAUGCCUGAUCCCUUACAACAAUGCUGUGGUAGACUACAACACUAUGUUGGAGGAAGCAUUGAAACAGACAAGAAGAGAGAUUGGUGAUGCAAAUGUUGUUUACACAGACAUACAUUCUGUGAUGCUAGAGCUGUUCCACCAUCCCACUUCUCAUGGGAUGAAGUAUGGGACCAAAGCAUGCUGUGGAUAUGGUGGUGGUGCCUACAACUUUGAUCAGAGAGUUUACUGUGGGAACGAGAAGUUAAUCAACGGUCGUAGAUUGCUUGCCACUGCGUGUAGUGAUCCAUAUAGCUAUGUAAGCUGGGAUGGGAUUCAUGCCACAGAAGCAGCAAACAAGAUUGUUGCUCAUGCUAUCAUCAAUGGCUCUAUUUUUAGGCCACCUUUUUCACUUCAUAAGUCUUGUGAUAUUCAAGCAAUUGAUUAACACCCUUUUCACUUGCAUUUGAACAUCUUGAACACUUGAAUGUGUUAUGUGUAUAACAAUGAUUAAUGGGAUUUGCCAAAGUUCAAAUU
This is a messenger RNA of Salvia miltiorrhiza (redroot sage), 1324 nucleotides long. RefSeq names its product GDSL esterase/lipase At4g01130-like. The record is from RefSeq and is a predicted model, not a curated record. NCBI's taxonomy places the organism in Eukaryota, Viridiplantae, Streptophyta, Magnoliopsida, Lamiales, Lamiaceae. Gene Ontology annotation, molecular function: hydrolase activity, acting on ester bonds.